AUGGUUAAUUCACAUGAAUUGUCAAAUAAGCCGAUACUUUAUGAAUUGUUAGAAUAUUUUAUUCGUAAGCAAGAACCAGAAUUAAUAAAAUGCAAAAGUGAUACAAUAAUAUUACCUACAACUGGGACAAUUAAAAAUGCUCUUAGAUAUCUUAAUAACAGAUACUCUUUACCAGAAAGCAUAUCGCAACAAAUUAGUUUGACUUUACCAUGGAAGUUUGCAAUUGGGGAUUAUGGACGUUUACUUGCUGUACUACAAGAGAAUGUUAUAGAAAUUAGAAAAGCAAAAGAUGAAUAUUCUUCAGUUGUUGGAAAAGCUUCAGUACCAAAAGAUGCUUUUCCACAAUGGCGUAAAUUAACUUGGAGCCCAGAUGGAACAAUCUUAGUAUUAGCAUGUAGCAAUGGUUAUACCUCAUUUUACAAUGCCCUGGGAAAUAAUAUUUUUAACAUCAGUCCAAAAGCUAUUUCCCAAAACCCUCAUAUUUUAGAAGCUGGUGAUGCUAUAGCUUCUAUGAUAUUUCUUAAACCAAGAACAGACUCUGAGAAAUGGUCUUAUGAAUUUAUAUUAAUCACUUAUAGUGGUUUGCUGAGAUCCUAUCACAUUUCUGUAACUAAUGGAUAUGAAGUUAACUAUGAAUUUUCUUUUGGCACCUUUUAUAAGAAUGGAGUAAAUGCUGUUGUUUAUGAUGAAAAAUGCCACCUAUUUUAUGUUGCUGGAAAUACAGUAACUCACAAAUUAAUGUCAUCAGCUUCAGAAAGUGGUUUAACAUCAUGGCGUCCUCUGAAUGAACAUCCAUAUUGCAAAUUAUCAUUUACUUUUGAAGAUGAAGCAAAAACUACAUCAAGAUUUUCUAUAUGGAACAUUAUUCCAUCAUUAAGUUUCCAACCAGAAUCAUUCAUAUUCAAAAUGAAAAUGUCUCCAAACAAUAAGUGUUUAACAUGCUUACACACAGAUGGUUCAAUAACCUUAUGGAGAUUACCAACUUUAUUAAUACUGUGGAAAUGGAAAUUAUCAGAGCAACCGGAUUUUAAUAUACCUAAUCCCUUGGGACAUUCAAAAAUAAAAAAAUUUCCACCAGGUGGCAUUCAAACAUGUGAAUCAAAUUAUUGAUAUUCACAGGCAAUUAUAAUUGCAAGAUGUUCAGGCUCUACUUCUGUAUGUUCUACAAGCAACUUAAAGAAUCUUUUAGGCACAAGUCCUGAAUUUUUAGCUGGGCAACCACAAAUAUGUGAACUUGGUACAGAUCGAGGAUUUUUAUGCCUAGAUUGUGAAACAUUUAUAACCAGUAAAAAGCGAAACAGAGAGUCUAAUUCAGAAAGCCAAACAGCAGAGGCCUCGUCAGAAAGUGAAGAGGAAGAUGAUGAACUUCAACCAUCCAGUAUUUUAAAUUAUACCACAAAUUUAAUGCAAAGUACUUUGUACUCUAUAACUGAUAUUGAAAGAUUUCAGCCUAAGAGAAAAAAAUCAAGAGUGUUAUUCAGAACAUAUAGAAUCCUUGGACUGAAAAGUACCACACCUGAAGAACUUUACUCAAGAAAAAUUGAUAUAGAGGAAUAUGAAGAAGCAUUGGCUCUAGCCAAUACAUAUAAUUUAGAUACAGAUUUGGUAUAUCAAACGCAGUGGCGAAAAUCUGAAUUAUCUUUGAAUGCUAUUCAAGAACAUUUGAGUAAAGUCACAAAGAGAUCUUGGGUCUUACACGAAUGCAUUACUCGAGUUCCAGAUACUAUUGAAGCAGCGAGAGAAUUAUUAAAUUUCGGAUUAAAAGGUGCUAACAUGGAAACUUUGGUAGCAAUUGGAACUUGUGAUAAUGGAAAAUUUGUAACAGACAAUACCGUCGAAGAUUGGAAUGAAAUGGAUGAAGCAAGUGCUAGUUUAAGACAAGUACAAAAAAUAAAUCAAAUACUCAAAGAAAUUGACAUAAAAAAUUUAUCUGAAGCACAGAAAGACUUAAUUAAAUACAGAAGAAAACUUCUGGAUCAUUUAGAUAAAUUACUCACAUACGAAAUUAUUUUGAAUUCCUCGUUAAAAUAUGAUAAAAAAUUUUAUGAAGAAUUUCGACAACUUUCUGUAGUAGAAAAUGCAAUAAGAUUCGCAAAAGAUGGAGAUUGUCAAGGAGUUGAAAUUAUGUUCGUGUAUCAUAGUGAAAGUUUGUUACCCCACUGGCUAGCAAUUAUUAGUUUUUUCCCAGAAACGCUAAAUCCAUUGAAAUACAAAAAACUUCUACCAGAGUGUGAUAGCGAUGGGCAAUUAUUUUUGCUUGAUCAACGUGAAUUACGGCAAAAAGAUUGGUCUGAGAAAGCUGAAUUCGACGAGAUAAUUAAUUUGGAAAACGACGAUAAGUCGGAACUACUUUACGAAUAUGAUCCAUCGCUAAUUAUAUACAGAAAUACUUUGCUUACACCAGAAUUACUGCAAAAAUGGUACGAGUCACGAGCCUAUCAAAUUGAACGAAAUAGUUAUAUGAUUGAUAACGCUUUGCAAUUAAUAAAAAUUGCCAAAUCUCAUAAUAUCACUGGUCUAGAAAAUUUGUUACUAGAUUUAGAAACCUUAGAUGACCUCAUUUACAAGGUUUAUGUAGAAGAUUUAGCCUUAGAUCAGUUACAAAAACUAUCUAAUUUGGAAAAGAUUAAAUUAUUAAUGAGCAUGACUACCGAGAAAAGUUUUGUCGACGAUAUCAAAAAUUUCUUAUUGCCAUUUAUAAGAAGAAGACAUCAGUAUCUGGGCGGUGAUUUACAAAGGCAUUUAUUUAGAGAUUACUUAGUAUGUAUUAGUAAAGAAGAUCUAAAAUUACCGGUCAAACUUUUCGAAUAUUUAAAGCAGUCUCACGAUGGUGAGAUUCUUGAAAUGGUAGAAGAUAUUGCCACUUUGGCAUUAGACUGCAUAUACGCUUGUGAUAAUUCUAAUAUGUACGAAAAAGCAACAUGUAUUGUAGAUUCUAUUGCUAAAGAUCGCGAUGGAAGGAGAACGAGUGCAACAUGCACUUUACUCGAAGAGCUUGAUAGAGAACUGAAAUGUACAAAGAUUUUAAAUAAAUACGGGGUUAAAACCACGUUAAAUGCAUUACGAAAAAAUAAGAGUAACCCCGAAACUGCAAAGCAGAUACUAAUUCAAAUGGCAAGGAGUUUGAAUAAAAUAAUUCCACCUCCAGACGACAAACAAUGGGAACAAUUAUUGAACGAGAUGCUAGAAAUUCACGGUCUAAUUUUUACUUGCGUUGAUAUAGAAAUAUGUUUUGAAAUCUGUGUAUCGGCGCGUUUGGUAUCGGGUGUUAAAUCCAACAUACAGAAUUGCGCUAUUUUAAUCGAGACUAGAAAAAAUGAACAGUCUUUGUUAAAGGUGUCGUAUGACAAAGCUGUGAAUUUAAUCUUAGACGCCAGUAAGGAAUAUUUUAAUAGCUCCCAAUCCUUGAUUGAUUCUAAUAUGGAAUUAGCUAGAGCUUGCCUUCAUCUAAUUGUAGAUGAUAACGCACAGAUAAAAGAGGAAUACGAUCUCAUUAACUCGCUUCAAAUUUUAAAUGAAUUCAACAUUGAUAUAUUACCGCUUCAAGUACGAUUAAAGCAGGACAGACUGAAAUUGAUAGAAGAAUGUUUGAAUAAUCGUGAAGACGCCCAUAAAUGUCGGCAAAGAUUAUUAACAUUAGCGAAUUACUUGCGAAUUGAAAAGAAUAACAGCAGAGCGCGAGAAGGCAAAGUUUUAGAAUUGAUCGCACAGAAAGCACUUGAGGUAAAAGACUUUAAUGUUUGUGCUGCUACUUGAUUAGGAUUCUGUGAGGAUUACGAAGAUUUAAAGACUAGGCAAAAAUGUUUAUGGUUUGCAAUAAACAAUGGACCUAGCAAUAUACUGAACAAAGCAUUAGAUCAGAUACAUAUAACAGAAAUACAAAUGUUACAUAAAAAUUUAGAACUGUGGAUACCCACUACUGAAUCUGACGAGUUUAACGACGCUGACAGUGAAGAUGAAUUUAUCGAUGCAUUAACUACGCCGCAGGCAGAAACAAAAGAAUUCGUUCCAAAAAUAAUAGAAGCUUCUACCGAAAUAGUAAAGACUUCUGCAAAUAUGAUGAAAGACUCAACGUUUGGACUAAUAAAAAAUAUAAGUGAUACGAAUUUUUGGAAAUCUAGAUUAAAAUUUAGCUUCUCAAAUAACCAAGAUAACGAUAGAGAAUACGAUGAUCGAGAUCAUCAUGAAGAUGACGACGAUAUCCAAAGUUUUCCAUGCUUUUAUGAAGAUCCACAUAAACGUUGCAGACUCAGUAAUUUCGAUAGUAAAUAUUCAAGUUAUUCAAUGCCAGAUUUAGAAAAUACACGGCUUAAAUGCUGUCGCGCCUUUUUAAGGAUAACUAUGUUAAGUGAAUCCUCUUGUUAUGGAUUAGAACUGAGUGACAUUAAUCAUUUAUUUUUAGAAUGUGCAAAAUAUACAAUGCAGCAAGACUGGCUGCUUGGCAUGGCUUAUUUAUUUAGUAUACAAAAGAAUUAUAUAAAAGAAGUGCACAAUGUUUUAACGGAAUUGCCACAAACAAAAUUGUACAUUCAAACAGCAAUGUAUUACUAUUCUUUGGAGUUACAUAAAAGCCUGUAUAAAGAUUUUGACAAUAUAUAUUUAUUUGAUCCGUUAAACUUAAUAUUGAAAACUAUGACAAUAGCAUAUAAAUGCAAAGAAUCUGAAAUCUACGAAACAUUCAUCGAUUGGCGAACACGUUUACUUAACAGCUAUGGAAUAAAAGGAACAGAAUUUCUGGAACCAAAUGAAAUAAUUGAAGAUGAUGAAAAAACAGUCCCUCUUCGAAGUUCUAGUUUAACAAGUGUAGAGUCGAGAAGUGAAGAAAGAUCGACGGAAAAUUCGAGUCACAGUAGAAGACAUAAGAGCAAACAAAAUUUGUCUGAAUCUGAUGGUAAACACGACACAGAAUGGACGGAUGACUGGGGCAACUUUUCAGACGAGGAUGUAAUAGAAAAUGUCGGAAGCCAAAAAAGUAUUUUAGAUCAGGAAUUGUACAUAGAGAAUAAUAUUUCCAUAGUAAAAGAUAUCGGCGAAUGUAGAACAGAGAAACAUCGCUUCGAAGCCUUCGAAGAUGUAUAUGAUAAAAUACGAAAUGUUAAUCAUUUUCACGAAGUAAAAAAACUGUUAUUACAGUGGCCGAAAUUUGAGAAUCCUGAAUAUAUAACAAUCGACAAAGAUCCAAUUUUAAAAAUGAUGAAAAAAGUUAACGUUCUCAUAACAGAAAAAGACAAAAGCAAACAAAAUAAGAAAAUCUUUCAAGAAUAUAAAGAACUAUUAGAAGUAUUGCCUUCGAAAGAUACGUUUAAGAAAUUUUUGUGUACGGAACAAUUGCCGCUCGAGCACGUAAUUUAUAUCCAGCUGUGUGUGGACGACUCAGAAUUCCAUAAAGAAGCAGUAGACACUCUCCAAAAGGAACACAAAAAAUUAACAUUGGAAGGACCGAUAUUAGAAACACUGUUUCUGAAAAAUUUAACAGCGUCAUUCGAUCCGAGUCACGAAGUAUACGGUCGAAUAAUUGAACACGUUCUAGUGAAUAAAUCGCUAACGAACACAAAAGAGAAUGCCGAAAUUUUAAUACAGGAAUUAAAAAAAAGAAAGCAAAUUGCUCAUGCCUUAUGCAUAAUUAGAUUGGCAGAAGAUAUACCACCAUCUUUAUGCACGUUUAAUACUUGUUACGAAAUACUGAUGAAAAAAUAAUUAUCCAUUUCUUUAUUUAUAAAACCUGUGAUGCAUGUUAGACGACAAAUUAAAUACACGGGAAAUUGUAAUUUAAUGUACUUUUAUUCACGAAGUAUAAAACAAUUUUUUAAGGGAAGGUGAAGCAACCGAUGUACUUACGUGUAAUUGGUAGGGAUAGGAUGGGGUAGCUCGCAAGUAGAUUUGAACUACUGACUGAUUGAAUUCGAACUCUCUAUAAAUAUUUCGGAAAACAAAAACAGUAUUUCCAAGUACAC
Molecule: messenger RNA, 5954 nt
Organism: Habropoda laboriosa
Lineage: Eukaryota; Metazoa; Arthropoda; Insecta; Hymenoptera; Apidae
Product: neuroblastoma-amplified sequence-like
Biological process (GO): retrograde vesicle-mediated transport, Golgi to endoplasmic reticulum
Cellular component (GO): endoplasmic reticulum membrane; Dsl1/NZR complex
Molecular function (GO): SNARE binding
Source: RefSeq, a predicted model, not a curated record